GCCCUGCCAGCGCAUGUGAGAAGAAGGCAGUGUCUCGCCCCAAAUAUGCCCGCGCCCGCCCUUCCUCCUCCCUCUGCCCCGACGUGACCCUCCCUGUGAAAAAUGGAAAUGAAUCGGGAGGAGCCGAGAGGAGAGUAGCGCGCCAGACCCGGGAGUGCGCGCUCCUCGGCUAGACAAGACCAUCCCUCUCCUCUCCCAAACUGAGGGAGUGGGGCGGCCUGUGUGCUCCACAAUCUUCGCGUUUGGAGAUCUCCAAGCAGAGCCAUGGAGGACUUCUGGUAAGUCCGAGCAGCCGAGCUGUGGGGCAGGGGAUUUGUGCAAACAGGAUGGCGGAAGCUGGGGUGGGUGUGUGUUUGUGUGUGUGGAUGCCAGCUGCCUCGGUGCCGCUUCUUGGUAUAGCGCCGCGUUGCCAGGAUCCUGCAAGAAAGCGUAAAAAUCUGACGCGCGCCAGGCGAAACACUGGGAAGAAGGCAAGACACGUGUUGCUGCUAAACUACGUGAAGACGGCAAGGCACGUGUUGCCAUAGGAGCCAACUCCGAGGGGCCGAGGUCACUUCAGCCUCUCCAAUCAAAUAUAUGAGCUCCCCCCCCGCCCAAGUUGCUGGGCAUUGCCUUUCAAAUGGUGUGUGUGGCAUAGGAGCCAACUCCGAGGGGCCGUGGAGGGUCUUCGCUGCCCCCAUAAAAGUUGAUGGGCAUUGCCAUUCAAAGGCUGAGUGUCCACAUCAUCCUGUAAUCGAUUAUGCAGGGCGAGGUUUACCUGCCACCCCUCCCAAUUUUGAUUCAAUUUGACACCCCUACGUGUCGCCUUCCAAACCCCACCGCGAACCGGUUGCUGUUUAGGCGCGACCCUGCACGUGUCUUACUCAAAAGUAAGCCCCACUAAGGCCAGUCGAGUUUACUCCCAGGAAAAAUGUGUAGUGCAUCGCUGCCAAGCUGGUCUUGGUGUUGCUGCGGUGAAACCCGUGAGAAGGCUCCGGUUACUUGUCUGGAUUUUGUUUUUAUUCUUGGCUUGUUUUGAAUCUCUUUGAAACUUAAUCUUUGAUGGAAAUAGCAAAGGAUGGGGCGCCACGGACAGCCUUCACCCUUUUCUCAGAGCCGGGGUGGGUUGGGGGCUAGCCAGGUUUUUUUGCCGCUGUGAAGCCCCCGGAAGGGCACCACUGAGGCUCCCAGCCUUUGUGUGUACCCAAAUGCCCGUGGUUUUUUGUUUUGGUUUUUUUGCCAAACUGGGUUUUUGCCCCGGGUGGAAAUGAGCCUCCGUUCUCCCCUGCUAGCUGUGUUUGCAAAUGACAUUGCCCUUCCCCAACUGCUUUUCUUUCCCGAACGAAAUCUAUUUAUAGACACGUGCGCACAUAUAUGGGGAUGUAUGGAAAACAUAUUUCUCUCUCAUGCUCCUUCUGUUUGACACGGGGAUAUAUAGGGAAGAGGUAAGGGAAAGGGAGAUCUUUAGGUAAGGAACUUUUGUCAUUUGGCCAGAAUGGAAACAUCUUAACAGCCUAAUUCUGUGUAGUUACUUCUGUAAUUCCACCAGUCAACGAGUGCUUUCCAAAGGAAAGGACAAGGGGCCCCUGUUCUAUACCGCCAAUAAUUUUCAGUCUGAACACAGAAGAAUCAAGAGGAAAGAGAGGCAGAAAUAAGCAGGAGAGGAGCAUGGAAACUCAUGGGGCUAAGAUUUUUAGCUCCUUUUUCCUCAAACUUAAGGCAAGAGAAAUCUGAUGUCAAUCUGUUUUCGAUUCUGUCCAGUGAAUGAAAAUCACCGUAUUUUUUGCUCUAUAAGAUGCACCAGACCACAAGACGCACCUAGUUUUUGGAGGAGGAAAACAAGAAAAGAAAUAUUCUGAGUCUCAGAAGCCAGAACAGCAAGAGGGAUCCCUGCGCAGUGAAAGCAGCAAUCCCUCUUGCUGUUCUGGCUUCUGUGAUAGCUGCACAGCCUGCAUUCGCUCCAUAAGAUGCACACAUAUUUUCCCUUACUUUUUAGAACUUUUGUUCUAAGCUUCUUCUUCUUCUUCGGCAAUCACUCGUAGCUGAGUCAGAUUGUCUUCCAUGAACACGGUCUUCACAGUGAGUCCGUAAGUGACCUUGGAGGCCAAUUCUGGAUCCACACAUCCUUCCACAGUGGGGACAUAGGUUUCCGGGCGGGAGUUGAUCACAGUGAGGGUUUGCCAAGCGUGCCUUCCUCUUAGCACGUUUCUCCUUUCCAUCCUGAGUUUGAGCGUCUUCAAAGCCCAUGACGCCUUUGGUAAAGGCUGUUCUCCAAUUGGAGCGCUCGCAGGCCAGGGUCCCCCAACUGUCAGUGUAUAUACUACAUUUUAAAAGAUUUACCUUAAGAAAGUCUUUAAACCUCUUUUGUUGACCACCAGCAUGACGCUUUCCAUUUUUAAAGUUCGUAAUAGAGUAGUUGGGACGCGGGUGGCACUGUGGGUUAAACCAUAGAACCUAGGACUUGCCUAUCAGAAGGUCAGCAGUUCAAAUCCCCGCAACGGGGUGAGCUCCCAUUGCUCGGUCCCUGCUCCUGCCAACCUAACAGUUCAAAAGCACGUCAAAGUGCAAGUAGAUAAAUAGGUACUGCUCCGGCGGGAAGGUAAAUGGCGUUUCCGUGUGUUGCUCUGGUUCGCCCAGAAACUAAUUGGCAGUCAGUGGAGUUUGGCCAGGAUCGGUGUAAUAUGCUCAAACCAUCUUGCCCUGGUGAGCAACCUGGCCGUCAAAUUCUGCACCAGCUGAAGUUUCCGAACCGUCUUCAGAGGCAAGCCUAUGUAUAACAUGUAAUGUAACCUAGAGAUUACCAGAGCAUCGACAACAGAAGUUAGGCUACCCCUGUCCAGAUAGGGACACAACUGGGCCACCAGGCAAAGCUGAUGGAAGGAACUGAUGUCACUGAGGGCACUUGAGUCUCAAGUGACAGCAAAGGAUCUACAACAGCCUUUCUCAACCUGUGGGUCCCCAGAUGUUGUUGAACUACAACUCCCAUCACCCCUAGCUAGCAAGGCCAGAGCUCAGAGAUGAUGAGAGUUGUAGUCCAACAACAUCUGGGACCCACAGGUUGAGAACCGCUGAUCUAGAAGUACCGCCAAGCUACAGACCCGCUCCUUCAGAGUGAGUGUAACUCCAUCAAGAGCAGGCAAACUCCCAUCCAUCUAAUCUAGGGAAUCACUCACUAAUCGUGCCUCAGUCCUAUCUGGAUUGUAUUAAGUACAGUCAUACCUCAGGAUAAAUACGCUUCAGGUUGAGCGUUUUCAGGUUGUGCUCCGCAGUGACCUGGAAGUAAUGGAGCGCGUUACUUCCAGGUUUCGCUGCUCAUGCAUGCGCAGACGGUCAAAAUGAUGUCACGCGCAUGCGCGGAAGUGGCAAAACGCGACCCGUGCAUGCGUAGAUGCGCUGUCGUGUCUUACGUUCUAUUUGGGAUGUGAACGGGGCUGCGGAACGGAUCCCGUUCGCAUCCCAAGGUACCACUGUAGUGGGUGGACAUAGCAGAGAACUUCAAUACCUAACAGAUUGAGCUUCAGUUUGUUGACUCUCAUCUAGUCAAAGUUAUUGAGGAAAGACAACGGUCUACCACUGCCAUCACCUGCAGAAGAAGAGCUGUGUGUCAUCAGCAUAUUGCUGAUGGUUGUUGUUUAGACGUUUAGUCGUGUCCGACUCUUCGUGACCCCAUGGACCAGAGCACACCAGGCACUCCUGUCUUCCACUGCCUCCCGCAGUUUGGUCAAACUCAUGGUGGUAGCUUUGAGAACACUGUCCAUGCUGAUAACGUACUCCAAAACCCCACUCAGCAGUUUCAUGUAGGUGUUAUGGGGGUUUUCGACCAGUGUGCCGUGGCCUUGAGUGAUGGUCAGGGGUGCCGCAGGCAAUACUGACCUCUGUCCCUCAACCUUCUCUCCAUCCUUUGAUGCCCUCUUGUGUCUCUGCCUCUCAAAGGCUUGCGUGGCUGUUUGUUGCAGCAGCCCUGGCCAUAAGCUCCCCAGGCAAGUGGUAUCUCUGGGGCUUGCCAUGGGGUGCUGGUUGCCAGGAGCUGAGGUGGCUUUGGAAUAAGCAAGCAAGUGGGUGAGGAAGCCCAGCCAGCCAGUGUGGUGUAGUGGUUAGGAGCGGUCGAUUUGUAAUCUGGUGAACUGGGUUCACAUCUCGGCUCCUCCACAUGCAGCUGCUGGGUGACCUUGGACUAGUCACACUUCUCUGAAGUCUCUCAGCCUCACUCACCUCACAGAGUGUUUGUUGUGGGGGAGGAAGGGAAAGGAGAUUGUUAGCCGCUUUGAGACUCCUUUGGGUAGUGAUAAAGCGGGAUAUCAGAUCCAAACUCCUCCUCCUCCUCCUCCAGCCCUUGCUGUUGGGAAAGGACAGACAAUAGGGAGGCCAGACAGCCAGUAAGGCAGAUGCUUGCUGUGUGCAAGGCCUGCCUGGGAGUUGAGUGCUCAGUGCUGAAGGGGAGGCUUUCUGCCAUGCAAGCCCGGCGGUGCCUGCUGCCGCACCUGCUGCCUCCCAAGGUAAGGUGCUGGCCUCAUGUUCACCUUUGGCCAGCCUUUGUUGGGCCACUAAGGCUGGUGGGGACAUCCUCUCCGCAGGCCCCUGUGGGGCAGUGUGAGGAGGCGCCUCUCUUUGGCAUGGGGGGCAGCACAGAGACCAGGGAUGGCGGCAGCAGCUGCCCAGAGGACUCCCAAGGAGAGGGGCGAGGAGGCUGAGGGAACACUCCACAAGAUAGGGUGUUUGAAAAAGGGUGAGAGGCUGCCAGCUCUGCUGGCAAGGGGUGACAUAACUGGGCUCCUGAGCCCCACAGGGGUGCCACAGAAAGAAUGUACUUGGUUAAGGGAGCCGUGGACUCAAAAACAUUGGAAACCUCAAUUAAGCCUUGAGGAACUCCACACUGAAGGCUCCAUGGGGCCAAAAAGUACUCCCCAAGCAUCACUUGCUGGAUACAGCCAUCCAAGUAGUACUUGAACCGCCACAAAUGUCUAGUUGCCAUUUUGGGGCAAGACGGUUCUAAAGUCUUAUUUUCCAAAGGAUGGACUGAUUGUGACUGAUUCUCAGUUAAACAUCUGGCCAGUUCAGAUGACAACCUUGAGCCAAAUUAAGAACCUUGAGAACUUAAAGAAGAAAAGUCAUUUUAUCGACUAACAGUGCUGCAGACCUAUAGGUGUUUUGUUUUUUUUAAAGCAAAUAGCUUAUACAGUGGUACCUCGGGUUAAGUACUUAAUUUGUUCCGGAGGUCCGUACUUAACCUGAAACUGUUCUUAACCUGAAGCACCACUUUAGCUAAUGGGGCCUCCUGCUGCCGCCGCACCGCUGGAGCACGAUUUCUGUUCUCAUCCUGAAGCAAAGUUCUUAACCUGAAGCACUAUUUCUGGGUUAGUGGAGUCUGUAACCUGAAGUGUAUGUAACCUGAGGUACCACUGUACGGUGGGCUUCCCUAGACCAUCAACAACCUUAGAAAAUGAGUGCCAGAGAUACAGUCCGUACCUGCAGGAAGGGACUGGUCUCACAACUGCAUUAGAUACUGUUGAAUGUGAAAUGUGGUUUCCAGGUCUUCAGAGGGUUUUUUUUUUCUGAGACAGGUCUGGGAGAAAGCUUUUCUGAUUCAGCCUGGGGCUCCCAUUGGACCGGUGCACCACACAAGACAAUCUCAGCCUCAGUGAGCAAAGCCUGUCUUAAACUAAUUUACCACUAGCACUCACUCCAGUAAAAUUAACCCAUCCCUAUCACCUGAGUGCCGGAAGGGAUGCUCAGAAUGAGGAUCCUACCUCCACAUGUGGUGGUUUUGCCCCGUUCCUCUAGCUUUGAUCAUAUUUCUAAAAUAUGUAACCAGAUCAUCCUGUAAGCAGCUCCUUUUGCUCUUCCCUGCCCCCAAGCUCCUUCUUGGAAAUCUCAUUAGUUUCCUCUUGGCUGCAGGCAGCAAGAGGUCCUCUGUUUUUCUUUUAUUGAAAAUUGGCACAAGCAAGUUUGACAUCUCAGUUUCAUGGAAAAAUUAACGCACGAUACGUGGAAAAUAAAUCUAAUAGAUUUAGACAUGAUAUGGUUUUCAUUCCUAACUUUCAUAACUUUUGAGAAUUCACAACCUCCCACCACCCACCCUAGAUUUUGGAAGGAGCUGUAUUAGAUAGUUGUUUUUACUUUUGGCUUGAUUUUAAUGCUCGUCAAUUGUUUCCAGUCAUGUAUUUUAACAAUUAUGCGUUAGAGAUCUGAAACUGUGUGUUUUGUUACGGUUCUCCAUUGUGAUGCAAUUUGCAAAAUAGAACAAAAAGUGAGCGAUGGUGGGAUAGGCUCCUCUGCGUGUUCUUUUAAGAAAAUUAGUUGAGAAAACCAGUCUGGUUCCUGCCUCUUAUAAACAGUAUUUCUAGCUACAUAAGAAUCUCAUACUAAUUCAAAAUAAAGUCCCUUUGCACUAAAUACGUGCAUUGGGUUGCUCCCCAAAGUUGCAAGUUUUUCAUUUUAUAUUGCGUACAAUGACAGUAGUGAAUGCCUGAUUCCAGUUCUGGAUUGAUAACAGUUCUUGGUGGGUUUUCUUACCGCAACACAGCGCAGUGCCAGUGAGAGAUUUCCUCCCAUUAACAAUAGCAGGAAGAAGAAGGAAAGUCAGUUCUGACUGGGGUCAUGCCAGUCGUGUAGACUUCCUCAUUUGGCAGACUUCCUCCAUCUGCCUCCAGUCGCCUCCUGCUACAGCAGCUACCUGAGAGGAAAAGCCACCACGCAGGACCAAAUAUCAGCGCUGGUUUCACCCUCCAUGUUCCUGAAGUGAGCGCCAAAAUAGCCCACUCAGUAUGCCUGAGAAUCUAGAACAGAGGUUGCGUGUCAAGGUCCGCAAGCCACCCCAAAUAAACUCACACUUCACACAUCAAUUUUUGUUUAAGGUUUUUAGCAUGAUUUUGGCCACAACUUUGUUUAAAUACACACAUGUGAGUGGUUGCUUAGGCAUUGGUUAUGACUAUCUGUCCUUGCCCCAGGGACAGAACUGACUUCCGGAUUCCAGCGGAAGCUGGUCAGGGAAAACAAUAUCAGGGAGAAAUGAAGUUGGGCAUCAGACCCUCACUUCUUACCCACAUGCUCCCGGGGGCUUGCACGGCCCAAGCCCGAUGUCAGGGACUUGGACGAAAGAAUGGCAAGCCCCUGGAUUCCUUUAACGGAAUUCCCUUGCAGCACCACCAUUGGAGGGGUAGGCACUUACCCCUCCACCAACCAAUUUUAACCAAUGCCUAACUGCCAAGCUUACAAGUUGUGACGAUUUGCUACGCAGUAGGCAAAAACCAAAUGGCACCAGCCAAUCAGCCAAAUGGACAAAAUUCCUACCAGGCCCCUGCCCCAAAAGCAGGCAACCCCAUGACAGGCAUAGCAAGGUCAAAGCAAAGAAUGCCCCCAAUUCAGGGAGCGUGGGUGGGUGAUCCGGUGCAUGCAGCCCAAGAGGAUGCCCAAGGCUACGUGUCCAGUAUUUAAAACCUUUGACCCCUCCUUCCAAUUGGCAACAUCAAAAUCUCCCCAGAGACUCGAAUUAUCCAAUCACUGCCUGUGGCCAUCCAAACGUAUCCGCCCAGCAACAGUGGGGUGGCCUGCUGGCCUCCACCGCAACACGUGCUCUCUGUUAGGGAGAACACGCUUUCCCAAACUUUUUCAGGUCCCCAUCUCCUUGGUUCCAAAAACUCAUCCCCACUGCCCUGUAUCCCAUAAUAAGCAUUGUUCAGAACAUGACCCACUAAGAAAGAGAGAUAAAAUUCAAAACAGCAACAAUUAAAUGCACAUUCAUUCAAAAUCCCAUUAAAACUAUCUAUCAGUCAACAAUGAGACUUCCGGGUUUCGGCACACACACACACACACAAAACAGAGACUUCCAAUCUCAGGGUUGUGGGUUCGAGUUCCAGCACCAGGCAAAAGAUUCCUGCAUUGCAGGGGGUUGGACUGGAUGACCCCUGUGGUCCCUUUAAACUCUACAAUUCUCUGUUUCUAUGAAAACCGAUGAACUUGAUCUGGUGGUGCCAGCUUUUCAGUCACUUAUUGUGCUGGUCCCGAGGGUUAACCGUGCAGUGAGUUCCGAGUCCAGUCUGAGUUCAAGGGUGCGGUAUGGAGGCUGUCCAUCAAAGCUGAAGCUGGGUCCAAGGCAGGGAGUCGGGUGAGGUCAGGAACUUUGGCAGAGGAGUAGGACAGGGUACAGGCAGGAACAGGCUACCAACAACAUUGCUCCCGCAACCUGGGACUGGGGCUGGCUGGCUUUUAUCUGCCCCGAGGCAUAGGGCGGCCCCGGUCCACAGGUGACUCGCCUCUCCUGGCCUGGAGGCGAGCACUCCUCCUGCGGGAACUUAGUUCCCUCCGCCUCUCUGCCCUGAGCCUCUGCAGCUCAGGAGAGGCUGGAGGGUUACCGGACCCAGAGGCAACCUCAGCUUCCCCUGACGGGGCUGAGAGUGGAGCACCUGCAGGCAAUGGGUCCUCCAUCACCUCAGGAGCCAGAGCAGACUCAGCUGGUGCCUGCACCUGAGGAUCCAGCACAGGUGAGGACCCUUCAGGCUCAGGCCCCAGCCCCGGCUCAGCUGGUUCUGGAGGCGGGGACUCCUGUGCAGGCUGGGAUUCCUCAGGUUCAGCCUCUGAGUCCGAAUCCCAGGCCAUCACACUUAUGCCUCCAGUACCUCACUGCCCUCCUGCCUCUAAGCACUCCCCACUAGGCAAUCCCACUGCCCCCCCAGGGCUCAGUACUUCUCAUUUUGGGAACCACUGGCCUAGAAGCAUAUGAGGCACUGCCAGAUCUCUUUGAGGACAUCCGUGUUGGUCCCCAUAGAGACACUCCGACAUGGAAUAACAACACUGCAACAAUGGAGUUUGUUUUAUAUAUAUAUUUAAUGUAGAUAUAUAUAAUCCCCAGCCCUGGAUUUCAAAGAGUUCUUAUUUGAUUUCAAAUGGGCAGGACGCCAGGAGGAUGAACAGCUGAGUCCACUUGUUUUUGCAGUCUGUCCUGUCUGAUACAGUAUUGACUGAGACACUAAGAGCCGAGAGAGUUCAAAUCUGAAAAUAAAGGAAGCUAAGCCAGCAGGAAGGUGCAAAAAGACACACAGGGCCACAGAGACAACCUUUUCUAAGCUAGUGUUUGCUUGUACACAGUGGGUUGGCAUGUGUGGUGAUUAUUAGUCAUCACCACCCAGGGUUAGCAAAUAAGGCAUAGCAUCUAAUUUCAGCAAAGCACGUGAUGAGAUCUCCCAUGAUAUCCUUGUUGACAACAUGGUAAAAAUGCGGGCUGGUCAAUGUUACUGUUAGGUGGCUCAGAAAUAAAAAAGCUUUUGUGUGUGGUGCUGUGGUCUAAACCAUGGAGCCUCUUGGGCUUGCCGAUCAGAAGGUCGGUGGUUUGAACCCCCACGAUGGGGUGAGCUUCCAUUGCUCUGUCCCAGCUCCUGCCAACCUAGCAGUCCGAAAGCACACCAGUGCAAGUAGAUAAAUAGGUACCACUGCGGUGGGAAGGUAAAACGGCGUUUCCAUGUGCUCUGGUUUCUGUCACGGUGUUCCGUUGUGCCAGAAGUGGUUUAGUCAUGCUGGCCACAUGACCUGGAAAGCUGUCUGUGGACAAAUGCCGGCUCCCUUGGCCUGAAAGAGAGAUGAGUGCUACAACCUCAUAGUUGCCUUUGACUGGAUUUAACCAUCCAGGGAUCCUUUACCUUUUUACCUUUAUUACCUUAGGUGGACCCACAACCCCAAUGAGGGAGGCCUUGCCACAAGACUCCGCCUUACAACCUCUGCUUGUUAUCAUUUUUGCAGGAAGUAGAGGGCAAACUUAUCAGAUUUGCAGAUAACACAGUGGUGCGAGGGACAAGAUACGAUCAAUCAAACACAAACACACACACACACUUCUGAAUUUUUACAAAUUAACUUCAAAUUAAAUAGUUACAUUAUUUCAUAUAUUGACUUUCCACUCCCACCUCCACUGUUUUUUAAUUCGAACUCUUUUCUACUGCAUUAUAUAUAAAAUUCUCGUCUAUUAUCAAAAUCCCUCUAAGACAAUUACUUUAUCAUUUUUCUUCUACUGCUCCUAUCUCAAAUCCUGUCUGCGAUUUCAUUUGUAGUGCUUUCCCAAAUGGUCCAAAAAAAGAAAAAGGUCUCCGUUCUUCUGUAAAAAGUUACUCAUUUUGAUCUCUUAACAUUGCUGUCAACUUUGCAUAGUCCAUAACUUUUAAAAGCCAUUCCUCCUUCGUAGGAAUCGUCUCUUCUUUCCACUUCUGUGCAUAUAGAGUUCUAGAAUCAGCAUUACCUUGAAAGGCUGGCGCACUAGGCCAAAAUAGAACAAGGUGGGAUUCAGCACAGAGAAAAGCAAAGUCUUGGAUUUUGACACACACACACACACACACACACACACACUCAGAAGCACAAGCAUAAGUCUAAGAUGGGGAAAAUAGGGCUUGGCAGCAGCAGAUAUGAAAUGGUGAAUUAGUGGAUCACAAGCUGAACAUGAGCCAACAGUGUGCUAACAAUGCUAAUGUAGUCUUUGGCUGCUUGUCAAGCUACAUAUGUACUACGGCCCCUGGGAGGCACAUUUUAAGGACGACAUUGAUCAAUGUCUAGAGGAGAUGUCAGGCUUUCGGAAAGGGGAUCCCUCCCUCGGUGGCAGUAAUUAAGCAGAUCAAACGAAAGGAGCAUUCAUACCAGUUAGUUUCUUUAAUAAUCACAGCGAGAGACAAAAGAAGAAGAAGAGAAGAGUUUGGAUUUGAUAUCCCGCUUUAUCACUACCCAAAGGAGUCUCAAAGCGGCUAACAUUCUCCUUUCCCUUCCUCCCCCACAACAAACACUCUGUGAGGUGAGUGGGGCUGAGAGACUUCAGAGAAGUGUGACUGGCCCAAGGUCACCCAGCAGCUGCAUGUGGAGGAGCGGAGACGCGAACCCGGUUCACCAGAUUACGAGUCCACUGCUCUUAACCACUACACCACACUGGCUCCUAACGAAUGCAUAUCUCUUUAGAAAUGGCGUUGCUCCCAGUAAAGGCUCACCCCCUCCGUCCCCAUUUAUCUAUGUCACUCCUACGUCGGGUAAUCCGAACUUGUUUCUGCUGAGCUCUCUGUUCUAUCACUCUCAAAGCCUGUCUCGUCUUAGGCGAAGGGGGGUAAGGAACACUGUAUAAGGACACUGAAUCUGCCAGCUGUCUCUCUCUCCUGGCAUUUCCUCUUCUAGCUGUUCCUCUCCCAGUAUUUCUCAGCUUUUCCUCUCUGGACUAUGCCCCUCUGCAAACCACUGUUCUAAGUCAAUACUGGCCUCCUGCCCUUGGGAAGGUUCAGGAGAAGGGGCGGCAGCGGCUCCCAUCAUUCCUCCUCAGUCCAGCCCCUGAGAGGAGAGGAACCAGAAUGGCGAGGUGUAUGAAAACAUUGGGAGAACGUUCCUUACAGUGAAGCAGACUGCCUGGGGAGGUGAUGAGCUCUUCACUAGAGUUUUAAAGGCAGAGGCUGGGUCACUGUUUGUCAGAGAUACCGUCAUCGCAGACCCAUCGUGGAUCCUACAUUAACGAAGGGGUUGCAAUAGAUGAUCUCCAAGAUCCCUUCCAACACUAUGAUUCUAUGAGAUGAGGAGAAGCAGCUCAUCUUGGUAGAAUUCAUCAGGUGGGGAAUGGAGAAGCAUAGGUUGCAUCAGCUUCAACCAGUUCACACAUUACAGCAUUUUUAGGCAGCAUUUGCAAGUGGCCAGAUGCAAAGGAGAAUAAGGCCAUUGUAUGCACAGGUGGAUGGACAGGUAGGAAAGUAAUAAUUUAUUUGUGUAGCUAUAUAUACCUGCGUCAAACAGAAAGCAAAAAGGACCAUUCAGAACUUUUUUUAAUUACUUUUUUAUUCAAAAUUAAAAGAAAACAUAUUAUCCAGAAACAUAUCAUCCUUAUUUUCCCCCUUUUCCCCUCCCUCCCCCCACAGAACCCCCCCACCCCCGACUUCCCUCAGUUCCAGUCUUUGAUUUCUCUAAAAAUGCUGUUUUCUGCAUGUUACACAGUUGUAUAGAUCCUCAAACUAUUUAAGUAAUAAUUAUCAAUAAAAAGUUUGUGAAUGUUUAUUCAAAACCAGCCAAGGAGUCCAGUUCGCUUUGUUGUGUCUUCAAAUACUUUGUAAAGGGUUCCCAUUCAUCUUUAAAGUCAUAGUUAUCCUUGUCCCGUAGCUUGUAUGUCAGUUUUGCCAGUUCUGCACAGACCAUUCAGAACUGAGCCACAAAUUUAGCUCUUGACUUCUUGGCAGUGCAGAUAAAUAUGCAAAGGAGCAUCUUUUUCAUUAUCAAACAGCAAGAACCAUACAAACUCACCAGGUAUAACAGAUUUCUUCUUGUAACUAAAGUUGGGACAAAUGUUUUUCACAGGGAUCUUUAUAAAAUGGACAUUGAGUAAUACAAUGGUCAAUAUCAUCUGUGACAGCUUUGCAAAAUACGUAAAGACAAGACACCGUUCCAAGGGUAAUUUCUUAUAACGGCCAUCUGAAAAGGCAGAGAGCAUGACAUUAAGUCUUAAUUCUGCAAAAGGGUUUCUACGUGGAGCUGAGGUUGUUAGAUCCAGAUAUGAGACACAGGGAAUUUCAGCAGCUGUUGUUUCAUGUCACUGUGACAUGACAAGUCUGUGCAUACUGGCAUGUCGUCUACAUGUCUAUGAAAAGUACACAAGCCCUGCCCUCGCUUGCAUAUAACUUCAUUUAUGUCCUAGCUGAAUUCUCAACAUUUAUCAUGGUCUGGAAGAUGUCAGGAGCAGGCAUUUCCUGGGUCAUGGCAUGGGAGUCCAGGUUGGGUGCUUAUGAGUCCAUCUUGUAGGAUGAAGAGCAGUUGCGGGCUCUCAACCCCAUAGGGAGGAGCAGCAGAGAUACCAUCUACCACCAGGCCUGAAGAUCUUGACUAUGACAAGCAGGAACCAGGAAUUUCUUUCCCCUAAUGGCUCCCCGCUGCCAGAGCACCUUUAGCAGGCCAUGUGACUUUGCCUUUUCAAGAAAACUGCAUACUCUCCAUCAUUCUCCUGAAGAAAAUUGGGAUGUGAGUCUUUUGGUGCUGUGUUCGCGUCGGAGUCAGCCGACACUUGCAAGAGUGCUGCAAAACACACACUUCUUCUUUGGCAAUCACUCAUAGCCAAGUAAUAAUAAUAAUAAUAAAAUUUAUUUAUAUCCCGCCCUCCCCAGCCAAAGCCAGGCUCAGAGCGGCUAACAACAAUAAAAUAGUACAAAAUUCUAAAAUCAUUCAUUAUAAAAUUAAUUCAAAUCAAAUUGAUGGCAACCAUUGGGCUAGAGAUUCUGUGGAGAUUGCCAAAGGAGGGAGUCAGGCUGUGCCCUGACCAAAGGCCUGAUGGAACAGCUCUAUCUUGCAGGCCCUGCAGAAAGAUGUCAAGUCCCGUAGGGCCCUAGUCUCUUGUGACAGAGCGUUCCACCAGAUUGGAGCCACAACCAAAAAAGCCCUGGCUCUAGUUGAGGCCAGCCUAACCUCUCUGUGGCCUGGGACCUUCAAGAUGUUUUAAUUUGAAGACCGUAAGUUCCUCUGUGGGACAUACCAGGAGAGGCGGUCCUGUAGGUACAAGGGUCCUAGGCCGUAUAGGGCUUCAAAGGUUAAAACCAGCACCUUAAACCUGAUCCUGUACUCCACCGGGAGCCAGUGCAGCUGGUAUAGCACCGGGUGAAUGUGAUCUCGCAGCGAGGACCCCGUAAGGAGUCUUGCCGCAGCAUUCUGAACCCGCUGGAGUUUCUGGGUCAGUCUCAAGGGCAGCCCCACGUAGAGCGAGUUACAAUAAUCCAGUCUGGAGGUGACCAUCUCAUGGAUCACAGUGGCUAGGUCAGGGCAAGAGAGGUAAGGAGCCAACUGCUUAGCUUGGUGGAGAUGAAAAAAUGCCGCCUUUGUUAUAGCUGCAAUCUGCGCCUCCAUGGAAAGGGAGGUGUCAAAGAUUACACCCAAACUCUUAACGGACGGUGCUGGCACUAAUUGCACCCCCGCAAGAGAUGGGAGUUGCCCCCGCCCCCAAUCCCAUUUUGUCCCAUCCCAGCCAAAGGACCUCUGUCUUAGAAGGAUUUAACUUCAACCGGCUCCCACGUAACCAUCCAGCCACAGCUGUAAGAUUGUCUUCCAUGAACAUAGUUUUAACAGUGAGUCUGUAAGUGACUGUGGAGGGCAAUUCUGGAUCCACACGUCCUUCCACAGCGGGGACGUAGGUUUCUGGGUGGGAGUUAAUCAUGGUGUGGAUUUGCCAAACAUGUCUUCCUCUUAGCAUGUUUCUCCCUUUCUUCCUGAGUUUGAGUAUCUUCAAAGCAAUACACCUUUGGUAAAGACUGUUCUCCAACGGGAGCGCUCGCAGGCCAGGAUUCCCCAAUUGUCGGUGUUUAUACUACAUUUUUUAAGAUUUGCCUUGAGACAGUCUUUAAACCUCUUUUGUUGACCACCAGCAUGACGCUUUCCAUUUUCAAAGUUCGGAAUAGAGUAGUUGCUUUGGAAGAUGAUAAUCAGGCAUCUGAGCAACGAAGUAGAUGUUGAAGAAUCCUUGCUUUGACACUGGAGGAACACACACCUGAACAGGCGCCUGGAGGAGCAGUUCCCUCUUUGCCACUGCUCAAUGAUCCUGCUCCUGAUCAAUGAGUCAGUUGGGAAAAUCACCCCCUUGCAGCCAAUUGAGAAACAGCUGAGCUAUGGCAAAGAGGGCGCAGCAGUGCCUUAGGGAAUGGCUGUUUCAGGGUGCUCCAGGGUCAAAUGAGGUGGUGGCUCCUGAUUAAGUCAGCUUCCCUCACCCUCGUUUUUCCUAAUGGGAAAGGCAAGGGAAGUUGCUCUAGGGAUCUUUGGAAGGAGGCGUAGGUGGAAGGUCUCAUGACCCGCUUCUGAUGAUUCCCGUGUGCUGCAAUGUACGCUGAGCACUCUGGAAGGCAAGCGGCAAUCUCUGUCCAGCACUUCCUCACUUGUUUGCCUAAUGGAGUGGUGGAGGGUGUGUGUGUUGCAGUUGUAUGUCUGAAGGGCUGAUUUGACACAACUGGAUGGGCCUGAGCCAGCCUACGGGCUGCCAGUUCCCUACCUCUGCUCCAGCAUUCCCAACACAUUCCCAACACAUGUGCCAACGCUAGCAUGCUUGUUGUUGUUUAGUCGUUUAGUCGUGUCCGACUCUUUGUGACCCCAUGGACCAGAGCACGCCAGGCACUCCUGUCUUCCACUGCCUCCCGCAGUUUGGUCAAACUCAUGCUGGUAGCUUCGAGAACACUGUCCAACCAUCUCGUCCUCUGUCGUCACCUUCUCCUUGUGCCCUCCAUCUUUCCCAACAUCAGGGUCUUUUCCAGGGAGUCUUCUCUUCGCAUGAGGUGGCCAAAGUCUUGGAGCCUCAGCUUCACGAUCUGUCCUUCCAGUGAGCACUCAGGGCUGAUUUACUUAAGAAUGGAGAGGUCUGAUCUUCUUGCAGUCCAUGGGACUCUCAAGAGUCUCCUCCAUCACCACAAUUCAAAAGCAUCAAUUCUUUGGCGAUCAGCCUUCUUUAUGGUCCAGCUCUCACUUCCAUACAAGGGAACUAAGUGUCUGCUGUGGGAAACAAAUGCAGAAGAGACUGCCCACUGCUUUGCUUUCACCUCUGCUGUGAUCAGAAUAUUCUGACUCAUCUUUGUGUGGUUUAAAUGUGUCGCUUCUGUCCUCAUGCAGAGAAGCACUAGAAUUCCCAAUCCCUCAGAGGAUGGUUCCCUCCAUAUAUUUUUUUGAGCUGAUAUGGGCAUAUCUAGACAGUGACACAUGUAGGAGCAUAGUGGGGCAGGGGGUGGUACUCUGAAGGUGAGAAAUUUUUAUUCAUAUACAUCCCCAAAAUUAAAUGCUUUUGGUUGUAAGCAUUGGCAUGCUUCCAGUUUUAUUUUAUUUUUUAUUAUGUUUAAAAAACGUAUCUUGGCUAUCAAACUUUGGGGCAUAUGGCUGUAGACAUUGCCAGCAUAUAGAAGACCAGAGUUUUGCAAGCAGGCUUAAGAUGCUGAACUCUGUAUAUCAUCUAACAUAUCUGCUAUUUACCAUUGUGUUUCUUGUACAGGAGAACAGGUUUCCUAAAUGAUUCUUCUGAAGAUAUGGACAACUCAAAUUCCUCUUGUGAGGAUUCAGUAGAAACGGAGGCAUUUAUACAUUUGUCUCUUCCUCCAGCAGUAAGUAGGCCAAUUAUCGUACUUUCUUGAGUUAUGACUGAUGAAAUACAGAGCUACUCUCCUUCCUCAGAUACUGAGGCUGACAUUAGAUAGGAAGGAGAGUGGCUGUGUAUAAUACUGAAAAAUGCACAAAAUGGAAUACCGAGCUCAUAUAUUACUCUUGGGUUCUGCACUGGACACUAACGGACACUGCACUGGACACUAACGCAGACAUAAUUACCGGUACUUUGGCAUUGAUACACUUGCUUAAUUUGGGGAAUUUGGCAGAGGCUGAUCUUAAGUGUGCUUGCUGCAGAGAGCCAGAACUAAAAACAUAGGGAGAGCUCUGCAGUAUAAAGAGCUUACAACCCACCUACUCUCAGCUCCUGGAAGCAUCAUAGUGCAGGGGCCUGUCAGGAGUGAACAUGAACCACUGGUACCAAAUUGGAUGGGAAACAGCCUUACUAGAAAAGCUACCGUAACUGUCAGGGAACUGCCAUCGGCUCAGGAGGGAGAGGGGAAAAGCCGGAUGGAUUACAGAGAGCCCCCAAAGAUCGUGGGAAGCAGCACCUCCUCAGCGGAGGAGAGUAACCACGCCUCCAGUGGAGAGGAGCUUCAGGGCUCGGAGGAGGUGAGGCGGUGUCAGGACACCUUGCUUGGGCAAACAGGGAGGAGAGCGGUCCUCCGUUACCCACGCCCUCCUUGCGCAGUAAGCUUUCGCGCCGAGACGGGAGGCGCAGACUGGGCGUCAAGAAACUACUUUGCUGGGGAAGGUUUAAGGACCGCCCACUCACGGUUUCUGCCAGUGAAUGAGCCAGCCACGGGAGAGUGGCGCUCUGGACAGAUAAAGUUUAUUUUGGCAUCAAAAGCAAGGCUUCGCAGCCGAGCAGGGAGGCAUUUGCCUGCUUGCUCUCGAGCAACCCCUUGGAACCGUAACACUAACUAACAAACUGAAAGCAACACGGGGACAAAUACUGUAUUGGCCUGAAUAUAAGCCGCACCAGAAUAUAAGCCGCACCUUUAAAAUUCAAAGGGGGGAGGGAGAGAGAGAGAAAAGUCAAUACCCGAAUAUAAGCCGCUCCCUUAAAAUUCUGCAGGCACUCAUAUCCAUUCUAUUUUAUCGUAUGCCUGUUUCAGCAGCGAUAUCGUAAAAGCCAAUUUUUGUAAGGUUGCGAAUUUAAGACGCACUUUAAUUUUGGGGGGAAAAUGAGGCUUAUAUUCAGGCCAAUACUGUAAAAGAGGACGCCUUCACCCCAGUGUGGCUCCCUUUUAAUACACACACAGCCCAACAAGACAACAACAAGAACCCACCGGCAGCGUACGAAUCAAUAUGGUUAACUUGGCCUAACAGUCACACACUUCCAAGACAUGGAUGGUAAAAUUCAUCAGGAACAUCCUGACUUGGUUUAAUUAACUGACAGGUUAACUGAGCUGAUAGGUUGAGCGUCCAUCGUUAGGGAUAAUAACUCAAUUAUAAUUCUUUAUUAGUUUCUCAAAGAUCAAAGGAUGCCUUCACUCCCUCAUGACUGUUCUUCUGUAUUGGCAGGUCUUCAUCAUUAUAGUGCUGUCCUGUCUUGAAAAAAGAAUAAAAAGAUGUUGUAUAGAUGAAAAAAUUCCUCUACAUGGACACUGUGGGAUUAUGGCGUAAGCUGAAGAAUAACUUUCCUCCUGUGGCUACAAGUGUCUUCUAAAAAGACAAAUACGCCAGUACAACAAAUGCCAUUCCUUCAUGAAAGCAGGUCGCCUUUCUGAAUCUGUCUUGCAGGAGGCAUAAAUUCAAGUAUUUACAUCUGGGAUAAAAAAAGAGGAUAAGUUACUGUCCUUGCACCGAAACAGAGCAGUCUCCUCUUGUAUCGGGCAAGGAAGAUCUUCCAUGUUGGCACUAGAUGGAGCUUUUCAUAGGUCACAACCACAACAUACAUUUAAAGCUCUCUCCAAAUCAGGCAAUACUUUUACGUAUUAGGACCAACCAAACUGUCACAAAAUGGUGAACUGAACCGUCACUGUUGUUAUUUUUCUCUAAGCUGAAGUUGAUGGGUGUUUGAUUUCACACCUAAGUUUUAUGACUCUUUGAAAGCAGCACAUAAGCUUUCAGCUCUGUAAUGGCUUCCCAGUUGCUUCCCAGAAUCCUAAGAAUUAUUUCUUCUCUUCUUCUUUCCAUACCUCACAGACCCUUUGAUAUCCUUACCUUCAGCAACCGAUGGUCACUUGGAUUUGCAUUUGGAAUUAUUGCUGAUAAAGUGAUGUACCUGUUUACCUCAGACCACUUCAUUUCGUUAUUUCCGAGGUGGGCUAAAGGUAAAACACGUGGGAAAGAAGCAACAGGGAGGCCUGGGGACGGAACAAUACCGUGAGCCUCUGACGUUUUCCAGUUUAUCCAUACUAAUCUGCUCAUUGCCCUGAUACUAGCCAGAACCUGAGCUUUUGGGCUCAUCUGUGAGUUCAAUUUUGUAUUCAGGAUUCCGAUCUCAGCCUUGCAUUUGUUAACAUAAGUGGAAUGAAGAGGGAAGACUGGCAGAUGAGGUGAGGUGAGGUGUUUUUAACCUCUCUUGCAUAUGCCAAAUUCUUCUUGCUGACUUCUUCCUUCCACCAAGAUCAUUUUUCUUUCAUGCUGAUCUCUCUUCCAGGUUUAGAGUUGUUGAUUGGGACUAGGGAUCUUAAAAAAUACCGUAUUUUUUGCUCUAUAAGACUCACUUUUUCCCUCCUAAAAAGUAAGGGGAAAUGUGUGUGCGUCUUAUGGAGUGAAUGCAGUCUGUGCAGCUAUCCCAGAAGCCAGAACAGCAAGAGGCUGCACAGCGAUCCCACUUGCUGUUCUGGCUUCUGAGAUUCAGAAUAUUUUUUUUCUUGUUUUCCUCCUCCAAAAACUAGGUGCGUCUUAUGGUCUGGUGCGUCUUCUAGAGCGAAAAAUACGGUAGGUGGGGGUGGAAUUGACUGUGUGGAAGAGUUAAGCACUCUCUCCCCUACCUGCUGAUUUCCUUCUGCAAAUGCUGCCUCAGCUCAGCUCCACUGACAAUUCAAGCGGAAUGUAGGGACUGGGAAUGCUAUAUUUCCCUUAUAUUUCACUGUCUUCAUAUUUCCGGCAUCUCAAGGCCAAGUCUGACUCCUAAGACACAGUAAAUGCAUCAGACUCCCAUUCACAGCCAUCCUAAAUAUUUCUCCAACCUAGCAACUGUGAGAAUACAUCCUUGAAAGUGGUCCAGCUUUUAUCAGUGCUUAGGGUAUCCCCCCAAGUGACCGAGAGUAGCUCUGAGAAAUGCUAGAUCUCCAUUUGGAGUAACUAUGGUUUCUAAAACGACCCUAUCUUUCUGCAGUUUUUGUGGUUCUAAUCCAUGCCGUCGAAGUGGGCAUCUCUAUGUACCCCUUCUUUGCCUGCCUUUCAACAAGUUACGCGAUUACCGGAGCUAUACUGGGAUUCCUUUACACUGCAGCUUGGUGAGCAGAGCCUUAUAUCAGAUAUACUUGUCUGAGCUGGGGAUGUUGGGUGAGAGACAACUUGCCAUUAGAGAACCUCACGAAGGGCAUUUGUGGAAGCUUGCGAUGAACAUUGCUACAGAGCAAGUAGAUUUUUUUUUAAAAAAUAACUUUAUUCAAAAUUAAAACAAAACAUAUUAUCCAAAAACAUAUAAUCCUUGUCCCCCCCAUUUUUCCACCCCCCCACAAAACCCACCCGCCCCCACCCCCUGACUUCCCUCAGUUCCAGUCUUUGAUAUCUCUAAAAAUGCUGUUUUCUGCAUGUUACCCAGUUGUAUAGAUCCUCAAACUAUUUAAGUAAUAAUUAUCAAUAAAAAGUUUGUGAAUGUUUAUUCAAAACCAGCCAAGGAGUCCAGUUCGCUUUGUUGCAUCUUCAAAUACUUUGUAAAGGAUUCCCAUUCAUCUUUAAAGUCACAGUUAUCCUUGCCCCGUAGCUUGUAUGUCAGUUUUGCCAGUUCUGUAUAGUCCAUCAAUUUUUCUUGCCAUGAUUCUUUAGUUGGGGUUUCUUCAGUCUUCCAUCCUUGUGCUAUUAGAACUCUUGCGGCUGUUGUCGCGUACAUGAAGAUGUUUUUCAGCUUUUUGGCAGAUCUUUCCCUACAAUCCCUAAUAAAAAUGCUUCAGGUUUUUUAACAAAUGUUAAAUGGAACAUUUUCUUCAAUUCGUUGUAGAGUGGUGCCUCGCAAGACGAAAUUAAUCCGUUCCGCGAGUCUCUUCGUCUUGCGGUUUUUUCGUCUUGCGAAGCACGGCUAUUAGCGGCUUAGCGGCUAUUAGCGGCUUAGCGGCUAUUAACGGCUUAGCGGCUUUAAGAAAAAGGAAACAAACUCGCAAGAACUCGCAAUACGUUUCGUCUUGCGAAGCAAGCCCAUAGGGAAAUUCGUCUUGUGGAACGACUCAAAAAACGGAAAACUCUUUCGUCUAGUGAGUUUUUCGUCUUGCGAGGCAUUCGUCUUGCGGGGCACCACUGUAUAUCAUUUCCCAAAAUUUUUUAAUUACCUUACAAUCCCACCACAUAUGAUAAAAUGUCCCCUCCUUUUCCUUACACUUCCAACAUAUAUUUGAACUAGUUCUGUACAUUUCCCCUAACUGCACUGGUGUUGUGUACCAUCUGUACAUCAUCUUCAUGUAAUUCUCCUUCAAUUGGGAACAAUCUGUAAAUUUUAAGUCAGUUGUCCAUAAUUUUUCCCAAUCUUCCAUCAUAAUAUUGUGACCUACAUCUUGUGCCCAUUUAAUCAUAAGAGAGCAAAUAGAUUUAAAUGAUCCAGGGUUCCUAAUAUUGUCUAGAUCAGGGAUAGCCAUCAUGGUGCACUCUAGACAUCGUUGGACUCAGCUCCCAUCAGCUGCAUCCACCAUGGCUCAAUGGUCGGGAAUGGUAGGGUAAACAAAGCUCAUCUUGCAACCAACUUGUUCAGCUGGUUAUAGAAUCAUAGGAAUAUAAAACUGUAGAGUUGGAAGGGACCAUGUGGUCAUCUAGUCCAACCCCCUUGCAAUGCAGGAAUCCUUUGCCCAACGUGGGGCUCGCACCCACAACCCUGAGAUUAAGAGUCUCAUGCUCUGCCACCUGCUUACAACUUUACUUUUUGUAUGUUAAUUUUGUCAGUAACGCUGCCUCCCCCCCUCAACCAGUCUGUUCUGGCUGGGGAGUUUUACUCAGUCCCUAAUUUUGUGACUUUCGCGUUGCUGGUGAAGACCUUCCUUGUAAAACAUAGACAGCAUACCGUAUUUUUUGCUCUAUAAGAUGCACUUUUCCCCCUUCAAAAAUUAAGGGGAAAUGUGUGUGCAUCUUAUGGAGCGAAUGUAGGCUCCUUGGCUUCAGCGAUAGGAAUGCGAAGCCUCUGAAGCGCAGAGGGAGAGCUCCCCCUGCGCUCCGGAGGCUUCGCGUUGCUUUCGCUGAAGCCGCCUGAAGCCCCUGGAGCACAGGGAACUCCCGCUGCGCUCUGGGGGCUUCAGGAAGCUAUCCACACGCCUUCAGAGCACAGCAGGAGUUCCUGCUGCGCUCCGAAGGCUUGCGGAUAGCCGCCUGGAGAGUGAGAGGGGUCGGUGCACACCCAUCCCACUUGCUCUCCAGGCUUCGCUUCGCUGGAGAGGCGCUGCACAGUUUUCCCUCUCUGCGCAGCGCUCCUUCAGUGAAGCGGGAGGAGAAAUGGAAGGGGCUCCGUUUCUCCUGCCUCUUCUCUAAAGGGGCGCUGAGCAGAGGGGGGAGAAUCCCCCCCCUGUUUCCCCCCUUCUAUGGUCCGGUGCGUCCUAUAGAGCAAAAAAUACGGUACUUUCUGUAUUCUGGAUUCAUGCGAAUCCAAUAUGAGGACUGUGGUAGAUGGGAGUUUGCCUCAGAAGUUUGGCUGAACAAACAGUACAUAUAUUUUGACUACAGACAGCAUCUUAGGAUCCCUGUAACUCCAGUGUUGUUUUUUUUAAAGGAUGUUCAUCUCAGUGGUAGACUAUUUCUUGUGCCCUGACAAUAACGUAAGUGCUCAUCUCUCUUAUCUGUCUACCUGCUGGGGCCAGAGCCUGAAUGGGGGAGCCUCCUCUGCAGUGGCCAGCAUGACGCUGUGGAGCUUCCAUCCCAAAAUUAGCAUCGCUGAAGUGUUGGUGCUGACCUUUAAAGCCCAGUAUACCUGAAGGAGCAUCUCUACCCCCAUUGUUCAGACUGAGGUCCAGCUCCAAGGGCCUUCUGGCGGUUCCCUCACUGUGAGAAGUGACGCUCCAGGGAACCAGGCAGAGGGCCUUCUCGGUAGUGGCAUCCUACCAUCAGAUGUUAAGGAAAUAAACAACUGUCUGACUUUUAGAAGACAUCCGAAGGCAGCUCUGUUUAGGGAAGUUUUUAAUGUUUGAGAUUUUAUUAUUUUUUAUAUUUUGCUGGAGGCCGCCCAGAGUGGCUGGGGAAACCCAGCCAGAUGGGCAGAGUAUAAAUAAAAUACCGUAUUUUUCGCUCUAAAAGACACACUUUUCCCCUCCUAAAAAGUAAGGGGAAAUGUGUGUGAGUCUUAUGGAGUGAAUGCAGGCUUCAGCGAAAGCAACACGAAGCCUCCGGAGCGCAGGGGGUGCUCUCGCUGUGCUCCGGAGGCUUCGCGUUGCUUUCGCUGAAGCGAGAAGAGCAAGAGGGGUCGGUUUGCACUAACCCCUCUUGCUCUCCUGGCUUCGCUUUGCUGGAGAGGCGUUGCGCAGCUUUCCCUCUCUGUGCAGCGCCCCUACGGCGAAGCGGGAGGAGAAAUGGAAGGGGCUCCGUUUCUCCUGCCGCUUUACUGAAGGGGCGCUGUGCAGAGAGGGAGAGAAUUUCUUUUUCUUCUUCUCCCCCUCUAAAACAACGUGCGUCCUAUGGUUGGGUGUGUCUUAUAGAGCGAAAAAUACGGUAUUAUUAUUAUUACUGCCUGGAUGGGGAUUGGUCAGGACAAGACAGCAGUGAGGCUGGGGCUGCACAGGUGUACCAGCAGAGUCAAAACAGUUGUCCUGCUGGGGCAGCUGUAGAGCCCUCACCUUGCUACUCCCUCACCCAGAUCAGCUUAGUGACACUGCUGUAUGGUGAGGGCAUCUCUGCCCUAGCACACAGGCUGCCACAGAGCCACCUGCGAUCUGUGUACAUGGCCUUUCGGCCUACAGAGGAAAGCUGUGGUAGAAAUCUAAGGCCUGUGAAAGGACCACCACUGUGUGUGAGAGGACAAGUGCCAUGGAUGAUUCCUUCAGUCCAGGAAUUAGAUGCCUCCAAAUCUUUUGGGAAGGAAGAAGAAUGGAGACACGAUUCAGGUCCUCAGAACCAUGGACAGGGCACAAGAAAGCAGGGCCAAAACUAGAGGGCUUUCAACAGAGGACACUCUGCCCUGAAGUCACCGAGAAGGAAUGGAAAUGCUUAUGGCCCUCAGAGUUUCCUCAUGUUUCUCUGGAGCUUCCAGGGAGCUUUUGCAUCCAAGCCAUGUGGCUUUGCUGCUGAACUGCAGCCCUGCCUGAAAAGAAUUCAGAAAUCAAGGCCCAUGUCUGCCCUCUUGGCAGUAGAUGAAGCACAAAAUCCAGUAAGCCUGGGACCGUUGAUUCCUAGACUGAAGACACUUGACAAAAGACUUAGCUGUUGGUUUAGAAAGGAUAAAGGUAAAGGGACCCCUGACCAUUAGGUCCAGUCGUGACCGACUCUGGGGUUGCGGCGCUCAUCUCGUUUUAUUGGCCGAGGGAGCCGGCGUACAGCUUCCAGGUCAUGUGGCCAGCAUGACUAAGCCGCUUCUGGAGAACCAGAGCAGCGCACGGAAAUGCUGUUUACCUUCCCACUGAAGUGGUACCUAUUUAUCACCUUGCACUUUGACGUGCUUUCGAACUGCUAGGUUGGCAGGAGCAGGGACUGAGCAACGGGAGCUCACCCCAUCACAGGGAUUUGAACCGCCGACCUUCUGAUCGGCAAGUCCUAGGCUCUGUGGUUUAACCCACAGCGCCACCCACGUCCCUUUUUUAUAUAGGAUACAUGGCUGUGAAAUAGGCAGAAGGGGGCAUGGUUUAAUUUGGGACUGGCUCACUGUACAAGACCUACAAGGGGCAUCUACAAUGAAAUGUUGCAGUGUGUUCUGCUUGUCAGGGUUCCAGCCCUGCUUUCUUCUAGUAAAUGCCAUUCCAUUUCUGCUCCGCCUGACCUCAUGGCUACUGAAAAUACACAGUUCGUAUUGGGCCUGGUGGGUUGACCCCUUAAAACGUCCUCCAUAGCAACUUACACUUCUGCAAGCAUUGUGGCUUUCCUGUGCACCCUCCUAUCUCCUCCUUCUUUCUCCCUAAUACCAUUUUGGCAAUAAUAAUAAUAAUAAUAAUAAUAAUAAUAAUAAUUUAUUUGUACCCUGCCCAUCUGGCGGGGUUUCCCCAGCCACUCUGGGCGGCUUCCAACAACGACCAAAAAUACACUAAAAUGUCACACAUUAAAAACUACCCUGAACAGGGCUGCCUUCAGAUGUCUUCUGAAUGUUAGGUAGUUGUUUAUCUCUUUGACGUCUGAUGGGAGGGUGUUCCACAGGGCAGGUGCCACUACCGAGAAGGCCCUCUGCCUGGUUCCCUGUAACUUGGCUUCUUGCAGCGAGGGAACUGCCAGAAGGCCCUCGGCGCUGGACCUCAGUGUCCGGGCAGAACGAUGGAGGUGGAGACACUUCUUCAGGUAUACUGGACCAAAGCCGCUUAGGGCUUUAAAGGUCAGCACCAACACUUUGAAUUGUGCUCAGAAACGUACUCGGUUGCGCUCGGAAUUGGUUGAUGCCGUGAGCAGGAGAUAGUUAGCAGUGUUAGUGCGUGUGAUUUGUGGCUGUGUCAAGGGUGAAUGCUGAUUGGAUGCUGUCAGCGAGCAUUGAGACUAUUGGUUGCUUCUGAGUCACGUGCGAUAGGAAGCGUAUGUCAUGCUGUCCCCCCUAAAAGCUAAACAAUUAUUGGCACCCCCCUGAAAAAGGUCAACAACUCUGGGCAACCUCCCCUCAUUAUCUUUCAGUAUAUUUAUUUGUAUGCGCGCAUGCAGGCAAUCAUUAUUAUCCCACUUUAAGUUUCCACGUUGCGGUUUGAAUCGCUGCGAGGGAGUGAGCUCCCGUUGUUUGGUUCCUGCUCCUGCCAACCUAGCAGUUUGAAAGCAUGCCAAAGUGCAAGUUGAUAAAUAGGUACCGCUCCGGCGGGAAGGUAAACAGUAUUUCCGUGUGCUGCUCUGGUUCGCCAGAAGUGGCUUAGUCAUGCUGGCCACAUGACCCGGAAGCUGUCUGUGGACAAACGUCGGCUCCCUCAGCCAAUCAAGUCAAUCCAAGUCAACCCAAAUGGCAGAGUGCGUUGAUCUUAGUUAUGAUCUUGAUUCUGCCCUUCAGGACAAGACAGGCUUAAUAACUUAAGCUGAGCUUUCAGGGUACAUGACAGGUGGUGUAAUGUUUGCCUUUGGUAAUUCUGCUUUGUUGUUUUUUUGCCUAGUUUUUGGGUGAAUAUGACAACCUCAUAAAGGGCUGGCCUUCCUUGCUGUGCUAUCUUUUCCUUCUAGGCCAAUUUGUUCGCAUUUUUGUGAAAGCCAUAAUAGUCCGUUGUCGGCGUGACUCCGUAAAUGUGAGUAUUUUGUGA
Podarcis lilfordi (Lilford's wall lizard) is the source of this 25526-nucleotide messenger RNA. The record is from the annotation of a GenBank genome assembly. Lineage: Eukaryota; Metazoa; Chordata; Lepidosauria; Squamata; Lacertidae.